This is a messenger RNA of Rotaria sp. Silwood1, 1398 nucleotides long. The record is from the annotation of a GenBank genome assembly. NCBI's taxonomy places the organism in Eukaryota, Metazoa, Rotifera, Eurotatoria, Philodinida, Philodinidae.
AUGUUAUCAAUUGAUUCAUAUAAACCUGUUGAUUAUAUUAUGGAUAAAGAAAAUAUUAAACCUCCAAUGGUGACAAUAAAUGUUAGUGGAUGUCGAUAUGAAACACGAUUAUCUACUCUUGAAAAUUAUCCUGAUACACUUUUAGGUAAUGAAUAUAAAAGAAAAUCUUAUUGGAAUAAUCAACGUCAAGAAUAUUUUUUUGAUCGUCAUCGAACUUGUUUCGAAUCAAUAUUAUAUUAUUAUCAAUCAAAUGGAGAUCUUAUUAGACCAAACUCUAUUUCAUUAGAUAUAUUUCUUAAGGAAAUAUCUUUUUUUCAAUUAGGUCAACAUGCAUAUGAUCAAGUUAAACAAUCAGAAAAUAUAACUGAAAUAAUAAUUCCACUUAUGCCAAAACAACAUUGGCGUAAACGACUUUGGUGUCUUAUGGAAUAUCCUCAAAGUUCAUUAUUAGCUACAUUAAUCACAAUAAUAUCAAUGAUAGUAACAUUUCUUUCUUGUCUUACUUUGGCUUUUCAAACAUUACCUAUAUUCGCCGGUUAUUCAUUAAAUGCUUGUCUUCAACAAUCUAAUUUAUCUUCAAAUACAACAUUUAUUCCAAUAUGUUCAGACAUAUUUAAUUCACCAUUUUUUAUAAUUCAAACAAUAUGUGUUGGAUAUUUUAUAAUAGAAUUUCUUAUUCGUUUAAUAAGCACUCCAUCUUAUAAACGUUUUUUUACGUCCAUUUUAACAUAUAUUGAUUUAUCAGCUAUUAUUCCUUACUUUGUCUAUUUAGGUUAUGCAAUAAAUAGUUCAUUUAUUCAUAUUGAUUCAAAGACAAUAAUCGCUAUUAAUAUAUUACUUAUAUUACGUUUAUUUCGUAUAUUAAAAUUAUUUGUUAUAUUUAAAUAUUUAAAAGCGUUACAUACACUUGGUAUAGCAAUAAAAGAAUCAUUUGCUGAUUUUCUUGGAACAUUUUCUGGUAUUAUUCUUUUGGCAUUUCUAUUUGGAUCAGCAUGUUAUGUUGCUGAAGUUCAAGAUAAUGGAGCUGUAUUUGAUUCAAUUCCAAAAUCAUUAUAUUGGGCUAUUAUUACAAUAAUGACUGUUGGAUAUGGAGAUAUGUAUCCAAUAACAACUGCUGGACGUAUAAUAGCUUGUGGAUGUGCAUUAACUGGUGCAGCUACAAUUGGUAUGCUUAUUUCAGUUCUAGUCGAUCGUUAUCAACGUAUUUUUAAUCGAAAGACUUAUUUAAUCAAUGAUAAUAUGUCAUCGAUUGAAUUAAUUGAUACAAAUAAUAAAUCAAUAUAUUGUAAAGAUAAUAUUAAUGAUCAAUUACUCAUCAAUGAACAAUUAUCUAUUGAACAAACAAUAAAUAGAAUAUUAAAUAAUAAUAACCAAACAAAUAUUUAUCAACAAUACUAG